This is a messenger RNA of Anopheles maculipalpis, 2978 nucleotides long. RefSeq names its product integrator complex subunit 7 (gene INTS7). Lineage: Eukaryota; Metazoa; Arthropoda; Insecta; Diptera; Culicidae. Gene Ontology annotation, cellular component: integrator complex. The coding region runs from base 15 to 2978 and encodes 987 amino acids. The transcript has 2 exons. The record is from RefSeq and is a predicted model, not a curated record. Gene Ontology annotation, biological process: snRNA 3'-end processing.
ACAAAAUCCUCACGAUGAUCAGCGUACGCGUAAAUAAUUUCAAUGAAAACUUUCUAAACGAAACCGAGGGCGACUCGAACUCGGUGCUGAUGGAGCUGGACAAAUGUUUGCGGUCGAAUAAAAUCGGCGACCAGUGUGAAGCAAUUAUCCGGUUUCCGAAGCUGUUCGAGCGGUACCCUUUCCCCAUCCUGAUCAAUGCAUCGAUCCUGAAGCUGGCCGAAUUCUUCCGUAUUGGCUCGAACCUGUCCCGGCUGUGGAUACUGCGCGUUUUCCAGCAGAAUGAAAAGCAUCUGGAAAAGAUCUUAAACAUCGACGAGAUCCUGAAGCGCAUCUUUAUGGUGAUGCAUUCGAACGAUCCGGUUGCACGGGCGUUAACGCUGCGUACGCUAGGGGCGAUCGCGUUUGUCAUACCGGAAAAGCAGCACGUACAUCAUGCGAUUCGUGUCGCACUGGAUAGCCACGAUACGGUCGAGGUGGAAGCGGCUAUAUUUGCGAGCGUUCAGUUUGCCGCACAGUCGAAAACAUUCGCCGUUGGGAUGUGUUCGAAGGUGGCAUCGAUGAUUGAGAGUUUGCAGACACCGGUCAACAUGAAGCUGCACCUGAUUCCGGUGUUGAGACACAUGCAUCAUGAUGCCAGUACGGCCGCACUGGUACGGGCGUUAUGCCGGGAUUUGCUACCCAAGUAUCCGUCCGAGCAGUUUGUGGUGGAAAUUAUACGCUCGCUGUCGCUGUUAUCCUGUGCGACUCUGGUCGAUAUACCGGAUCAGGUAGAUUUGUUGCUGGUGUAUCUGCAGGAUCCAAGGAAGCGAGUCCAAUCAACGGUUUUGUUGUCGCUUCAAAAAUUGGCAGAAAAAGGAGCAUAUUUGUGGCCAAAGACGACGAUUAGUCGUUUGCUGCAGCUGACGGCACAGUGCAGCAACCAAAACAUGGCGCUGGAUGUUAUACUGGCCCUUACAAAAUGUCCUCACACGUGCCACACGAUCCUGAGCGAAGAGCAGCAGCAGAUACUGGAGGUGUGCAAAAACUGUCUCCUACUGGAGAAUGAAAGUGGUGGCCGUGCAAUGACAAUUCUGACCAGUCUCAUCACGUACUGCCACAAGGAAAACAUCCCACCACCGGUACAAGUACUGGAGUAUCUCGAUAUGCAUCUGGAGUUUCUGAUUCAGGCUUCGUUGCAGAAGAAAUCGUCACUGAAAGAUUUCCGCCUCUAUCUAAAGUGUGGUGUGCAGCUGUCCCGGACGAGCCGGGAGUUGGGUGAAAGCUUCGCCGAAAUGAUAGCGGAAAUGCUAAGCGAGGAACAUUCCACGGCGACCGCAAGCCACUCGAAGCUGAUCUGUGAGGCGCUUGGAGCGAUCUGUUCGAAUAUAAUCGUUUCGUGCGAUUUCUACGAACUUCAAACACCCGGCACGUGUCCUUUCAGUGCGGUAAUGCAGCACCUGCUGCGGAAGCUGGAAUCGCUCGCCAAGGGUGGUGCAGUGCUGGACAAAGAACGGACGAAUAUUGUGGAACUGUUGGCCGCUAUCUGUAUGCAGGCAAUGCUUGGCACGUUCAUGCCGGAUAAUGUGAUUGCCAUCUUCGUCCAGUUGCUCCAUACGACGAACCCUUGGACGCAGUAUCGCAUCGCACGAUCGGCUUCCCGUUACGGGCAGCAUUUUCUAGCCGCGAUGAUCUACGAAAAGCUUUCGAAGAACAUUUCGUUGGAGAAUUUGCACUUCUAUCUGGUUGCGUUGAGUCAAAUCUCGAAAGCCGAGUGUAUUCUGAACCACGGCCAAGAGUAUGAAACGCUCGCCCAGAAGCACAUCAAGCGAGAACCGGGUGUUGCACCGCAGUUGCCAGCUCCGGCCGGAUGUCUCUCCUUAAUCGAUAGACUGGAGAAAGCAAUCAAUCUCUACUGCAUCGCACUGUCCACGCUACGAGCAAGCUCAUCACCACAGCAUCCGCUAGCGUUCCAGUCGGAACUGAUCCGACUGCGUUGCAUGUUUCUCGAGGUACUGCACAGUGUAGUAAUAACCCGCAACACUCUCUGCAUUACUCCACCCUCGGAAAUUUCUCAAACCCUUGCUCAAAAUUGUCGCGAUCCGCUGCAAAAGUACGGUCACAUCACGAACCAGCUGCGGAAGCACGUGAAAUUGCUAAAAAAUUGCGAGGAUGCAUAUAGCCGUUUGUACAAAAGCUCGUUCGACGCUGAUCCCGGUACGCUGGAACAUCUAGAAGCGGUACAGCACCUGUGCGCCACACUGCAACUUUCCAUCGAAACGAUUUCCUUCAUCAAUCCGUCAGAAACACCCAAAAUUGCACCCCAAUCGAGUCAUCCCGAAACUCGCUACCUGCUGUCCGUCUGCCGCACAGUUCUGAAGCAUCUUCAGCUGAUACCGGCCGAAAUACCCGGCGCCAGCAAAACACUCACCCACGAACACACGGACAUGAUGAUGAAGCAAAUUGAAACCGUUGUCCGCUCGUCCUACUGCACACCGCGAUUCUUCUUUCAGGUGCUACAAAACACAUCCGUCAAGUUGGCACUUACACCACAAUCGCGAGUCCCCGGCGAACCGGUGCAUGUACAACCGAACAGUCAUCUGGUGGUAAAGGUGGAAGGCGUCAUCCAGCACUACGGACGUACGCCAUCCCUGUUCAGAGCGAUCAACAGCGUUCAGCUAACGCUAAAUUCCAUCCUGAUGACAUCACGCCCGAACGAGGUAAAGCUUCUGUCGGACGGUGCUGGGCUGACGCAAAUCGUGAAGCCUCAUCGAGAUUUUUUGAGUGGUAGCUUCUUGAUUGCGCUCAACAAUACGGCACACACGUUUAAUGGGAGUCCGGUUAGCUUGGGUGGCCAAUGGCAGCUGAAUUUGGAGACGUGCAUCAUCGACGAUAAUGGGGUAAUGUGGCAAACCGGAACGAAAAAUACGCUGGUCAUACGCAUACCGGAAGACAGCCACAAGCAGGUGAUGGGAAUGCAAUCCACCGUGAGGCGAUUUUAA